AUGACGGAGAAGUUUGAGGUCAUCAUAACGAAGGAGGAGACAUGUGUAAAGCGCCAUGAGGUGAAGGAGUCAAAGACGACGAAGGGGUUUAGCAAGUUCAUGGAGAUACAAGAGAAGAAUCUUGAGAUCAAGGUUGCUUCCAAUGACUCCAAGAUGUUGUUUGUGAAGAUGUUGGAUUAUGAUCCUGAUGUGACGAAGAUUGUCCUAGCCUAG
This is a messenger RNA of Triticum turgidum subsp. durum (durum wheat), 213 nucleotides long. NCBI's taxonomy places the organism in Eukaryota, Viridiplantae, Streptophyta, Magnoliopsida, Poales, Poaceae. The record is from the annotation of a GenBank genome assembly.